GUUACUCGUUCGCUAUCCUCCUUCGUCCCAUUCCAAAUCUCUGGUGGCUUCUGCUGUACUGUGCGACAGCCCUUUAGCCGUACAUACUCUCGAAUAUUAUCAGUACCGCUAUACAAAACAGUCCAGCACAUCCGAGUUCGCUGACAUGGCCGGACCGAACCUCGAAGUCUUCAAGUUCGGCCUCUACGUCUUCUUCCCCGUGCUCGCGUUCUUGCAUUAUGGAGACCCGGAGUGGUAUACGAGGAAUGUUAUCCCUUACAAAGAACGGCUCUUUCCCUCAGAAAAGCCAGUACGUGUGCUUCCUUCAAAUCAUGCGGAAGUGCGGGAUGCAGUGGAGAGGCUCAAGGCGCAGAAGCUGAAGCGGAAAGAGGAGAGGGAGGGCCAUGUGGUUCAAAGUGAGGUUGGGGAAGCGGAGGGACGAUCAACGAGGCUGGUGUAGGAGGGAGACCGUGCAGGGUCUUUGGGAGGGUUCAGUUUCAGAGUAAUGGAAGUCAGGUCGUGCCUUUUAUUCGGUGCGUUUUCUGGAUGUGUUUGGGGGGCAUACUCAUACUCUAGAUUUGGGUUUUAUAGCUAUAUUUAUAUCGUUCAUUGUUUUUCUGCCGCCACUACCACCUCUCAACAUGUACUUCUACGCAGUCUACCUCCGUAUUCUCCCUUCAACUUGCUGCUUAUGACUCUCUU
This is a messenger RNA of Stereum hirsutum FP-91666 SS1, 681 nucleotides long. RefSeq lists its product as uncharacterized. The coding region runs from base 146 to 439 and encodes 97 amino acids. Gene Ontology annotation, cellular component: mitochondrial inner membrane; mitochondrion. NCBI's taxonomy places the organism in Eukaryota, Fungi, Basidiomycota, Agaricomycetes, Russulales, Stereaceae. The transcript has 2 exons. The record is from RefSeq and is a predicted model, not a curated record. Gene Ontology annotation, biological process: mitochondrial respiratory chain complex IV assembly.